AUGGAUCUGCAGGACAUAAACAUAUCUCAAGAGAAUUUUGAGCUUCUUCAACCCAUAAUUCUGGUCGCCAGAUUCCUAGGCAUCCUCCCAGUUCGUUAUGACAAACACGGCGGCCAUUUCAAACUGAAAAUGUCUUUGGUAUACAGCAUCUACAGCUACGUGCUGACCAUCUUUCUCACCGUAGCUACCGUCUUGGGUAUAGUAAACGACCUGGAAAAGGACACAAACCACUCAGUACGGAUGGUGGACCAAAAAGCCAGAUACGUCACUUCUUGCGACAUAUCCAUCGUCAUUAUAAUUGUAUUUUUUAGCGCCGUAACUAUUCCCCAGAAAAUGAGGAAGCUGUGGAAACUGUUACACUAUCUAAACCAGACCGAUUCCAUAAUUCCUUUGACAAAGCAGAGCCAGUUCCGACAAUCUUCACUGUUCUUCAUGGCAACGACUUUUGUGGUAGCUGUUUUACUUUUUACUUUCGACAUUGUAGUCUGGACAAACUCAACGACUAAAAGAAUGAAAGAUGCCACUUCGUUUUUCAGGAACUAUACCACCUUCUACGUUUUAUACUUGAUAGUUGUGAUCCACGAAAUAUUCUAUUGGCACCUCGUUCUCUUCAUUAAGAUCAGAAUCUCUGCCCUGAAUAGAUACUUGCACAGUAUAGGGAAAGAGGAUAGGCGCAAGAAGAUUCCUGUACAAACUGGUGGAAGGCAGGUAGUGGUCGGUGGUGCUCUGGAAAACAUCGAGGUCUGCAAGGAGAGUUACAAGAAGAAGAAUUUUGAGAAUAUGAGCUUAGUUGAAAGAAUAACUGUCCUGGCAACAUUUCAAGAGAGAAUUUCUAUCGCUGUACAGGUUCUCAACAAUGAUGGAGCUUUUGGGAUACACUUGAUCACUUUAAGUUGUCUGCUACACUUGAUAGUCACCCCGUAUUUCCUGCUUGCCGAGAUAAUAAAACCGAAUGGGAAUGUAAUGUUCACCUAUCUGCAAGCAGCUUGGCUUUUGGCUCAUAUUGGAAGGCUACUCAUCAUCGUGGAACCGUGCCAGCUGUGUUUAGAUGAGCACCGCAGGACGUCAAUGCUGCUUUGCGAACUACUAACCAAAGAUUUCGAUGAAAACGUUAGAAAUUCGUUGAUAAUAUUCUCCAUGCAACUGAAUUACUGCAAAAUUAAAUUUUCGCCCUGUGGUUUCUUCAAAAUCGACAGGUCUUUGAUAACAUCGGUGACUGCAGCUGUUACCACGUACCUGGUCAUCCUGUUUCAAUUUAACACGAAUUAAGUAUAACUGUUUUAGU
Molecule: messenger RNA, 1285 nt
Organism: Anoplophora glabripennis (Asian longhorned beetle)
Lineage: Eukaryota; Metazoa; Arthropoda; Insecta; Coleoptera; Cerambycidae
Product: gustatory receptor for sugar taste 43a-like
Exons: 8
Coding region: 1-1269 (422 amino acids)
Biological process (GO): sensory perception of taste
Cellular component (GO): dendrite; membrane; neuronal cell body
Source: RefSeq, a predicted model, not a curated record